Molecule: messenger RNA, 285 nt
Organism: Miscanthus lutarioriparius
Lineage: Eukaryota; Viridiplantae; Streptophyta; Magnoliopsida; Poales; Poaceae
Source: the annotation of a GenBank genome assembly
AUGCUCAACCACAGCCAGGGAGUUUCCAAAGCCAACUUUGUGCGCAAGGCCAUGCGAAAGGUGAAGACGCUGUUCAAGGACGGAGGAAUAGCAGAGGAGGUUCAGGAACUCAAGAGCCUAGUCCGCGAGCAGAGCGAGCGGGGGAAACGCUACUAUGACAUCAAUCAGUGUCUCGCCGCCUCAGCACAGCCGGUGCUCUUGGAUCCUCGAGCACCUGCACUCUUUCAGGAGGCCAGCGACUUGUGGGAAUUGAUGCUCCUCGUGAGGAGAUCAUCCGGUUAUUGA